GGCGCCGCCUUGUGUCCAGACACUGAUCUGUGGGAGGGGACUGAAGAUCCACAUGACGAGGGCUGGACUUCAGAUGGAUUCUGUGGCAGUUUUGUUUCCAGACUCUUUGAGGAGUUCAGCACCAGGAGACAGAGACUGACAACAGGUGACAGACGACCAACCCGAGGACAAACAGCUCUGAGUCAGCUCAGUUCAGGAUGGACAGGAAGCAGCGCUGCGUGAAGCUGUCGGUCCAGCCGUCCAGAGGACUCAUGGAUGAGAAGUUCACAGUCCUGGUCCAGAAUGUCUCGCCUGGUUUCCAGCUCACCGUCCACGCCCUCCACCAGUGUGAAGACGGACACAGCUGGGAGGCGUUCGGUCACUACACUGCCGACGCCACCGGGACCAUGAACGUUUCAGAGGAUCCCAGUCUGGGUGGGACGUAUUCUGGGGUUGAACCGAUGGGCCUCCUUUGGAGCCUCAGACCGGUUCCAGGCAGCAAAUCUGGACUCAGGAUAAGGAAGGUGAAUGUCCAGACUCCCAUGGAGGUCACAACCUCAGUGUACCAGGGUCACCAGACCAAGGGGUUCAUGGAUCAGGUGCCGCUGGCUGGAGUGGUGGUGGAGCGCUGGUACAUGGCUCCUGGCGUCCGCAGGAUCCCGAUCACAGAGGACGAACUCACUGCGACGCUUUUCCUGCCGCCAGGACCUGGACCUUUCCCCGGCCUCCUGGACCUGUGGGGGGGUGGAGGGGACUUGCUUGAAUACCGUGCAGCGCUGUUGGCCUCCCAUGGCAUCGCCUCGCUGGCUCUCGACUACCUGACGCCUAAAAUCACCAUGGAAACCGGAAAUCUGGUGAACAACAAGUACUUUGAGACGGCCUACAGAGUCCUGCAGCAGCACCCUCAGGUCCUCGGCAGCAGGAUCGCCAUGUUGGGCCUUUCCUUUGGCGCCAGCAUCACCCUCAAAAUGGCUGCGUACUCCCAGGUUGUAAAGCUCAGCUGUGCGGUGUGUGUUAGUGGGAGUCAUGUGCAGCCGGUUGAAGGAUCUGUGAAAGAAAUACUGGAUUUCUGUCGCGAAAAUGCCGGGAAGACUCGCUUCAGCGAGGAGAACGAGGUGAUCUGGAGAGAACUGCUGCUGCCCAUCCCGACCGACCCCUCACUCAAAGUGGACGUUGGACAAAUCCAGUGUCCUCUGUUGCUGGUUGUGGGUGAGGACGAUCAGAACUGGCCCGCCCACGAAUCUGCAGUGGACAUGAAGGAGAUGAUGGAGCGAGCGGGGAACAGCCACCUGCUGACAGUCCUGUCGUACCCUAACGCCGGUCACCUGAUUGAACCUCCGCACAUGCCGCACGCCCGAGCCAGCCUCUUCAGAUCAGUCGCAUCUCGUCACAGCGUGAUGGCUCUGUGGGGCGGAGAGACGGUGGCACAUGCUCAUGCUCAGGAGGACGCCUGGAGGAAGAUGCUCGUCUUUCUGAGGGAGAAUCUGUAAAGCAGCACAGCCCCUCUUUCACACCUGUAACCGAAGAGAUGAUAAUGGAUUAUAGAGGGAGAAGAGUUAUUUCAGGACACUUGUUCUGGAUGUUAAAAUUACAGAUGCACAAUAUAUCAGUGGCUGAUAAUUAAGAAAAUGUCCCAGUAUUUUUGGUUUAUUUUUCCCUUGGUCAGUUCACUGUUUACCUUUGUACCAUUUAACAUUAUUCACUG
Toxotes jaculatrix (banded archerfish) is the source of this 1684-nucleotide messenger RNA. Its product is annotated as peroxisomal succinyl-coenzyme A thioesterase-like. Gene Ontology annotation, biological process: fatty acid metabolic process; acyl-CoA metabolic process. Gene Ontology annotation, molecular function: fatty acyl-CoA hydrolase activity. The record is from RefSeq and is a predicted model, not a curated record. NCBI's taxonomy places the organism in Eukaryota, Metazoa, Chordata, Actinopteri, Toxotidae. Bases 198 to 1469 code for a protein of 423 amino acids. The transcript is spliced from 11 exons.